UAUUUAUGAUGGAGUAAUAUAAAAAAUUAACAGCUAGAAUUCGUGUGGAUUGGCACGUGCCAGCCAGUCAUAUUCAUUCUCCUUCAACGUAUCUCACCAGUCACCAUUGUCAACUCUGUUCUUCAUUACACACACAGACAAAAACAAACAAAUGCAUGAACCCAAAUCCCUUAUAUAAACCACUAAUCACCACCACACUCCGCCACACACUCAUAAUCCUUCAUAAAUUCACAAUGCCUUGUGAUCAAUCAACAAUGGCUUCUUCAAUUCAAAUCCUCUCCAAAACCACCGUCUUCCCCGCCACGAAAUCCACCCUCCCGGACCUCAAACUCUCCGUCUCCGACCUCCCGAUGCUCUCCUGCCACUACAUUCAGAAAGGCAACCUCUUCACUCGCCCUCCAAUCUCCAUUCCCGACCUUAUCUUUCUUCUCAAAUGCGGUCUUUCUCGUGUCCUCACCCAUUUCCCUCCUCUCGCCGGCCGUCUCACCACCGACUCCCAUGGCUACGUCUACAUCACCUGUAACGACGCCGGCGUUAAAUUCGUCCAUGCCAAUGCCUCUCAUUUAUCUGUCUCUGAUGUUACUUCUCCUGUUCAUGUUCCUGAUUGCGUCAAGGGGUUUUUCACCUUCGACAGAACGGUGAGCUACGACGGUCAUUUUAAGCCCAACUUGGCUGUUCAGGUGACUGAGCUUAAAGACGGUGUUUUCAUCGGGUUUUCCGUCAACCACGCUGUCGUUGAUGGCACUUCGUUGUGGAAUUUUAUCAAUACUUUCGCGGAGGUUUGCAGAGGAGCAAAACUUGUCUCGAAACCCCCGUCUUUCGUUCGUGACUCCGCCUUGAUUUCGUCUGCAUGUCUGAAACUCCCCGCCGGUGGUCCAAAAGUGACGUUUGACGAACACGCGCCGCUGAGUGAGAGGAUUUUUAGUUUCAGCAGGGAGUCAAUUUUGAAAUUGAAAAGCAGGACGAAUAAUCGGAAAAGGUUGAAUUUUUAUGGUGAUUGUGAAAUUAACGUCAAGCAAAUGAAAGAUCGAAUUAAAAUCUCCGACGACAGAGUAACAGCAUUGUUUGGCAAAUUGUUACGAAACGCAGUCGUUUUGAAGGAGGAAACGGUACCGGAGCCGGAGAUAUCUUCCUUCCAAUCGCUAUGCGCAUUGCUAUGGCGGGCAGUGACACGUGCACGGAAAUUCCCGAAUUCCAAAACGACAACGUUCCGAAUGGCGGUGAACUGCCGCCACAGACUGAAGCCGGAACUGGAAACGUUUUACUUCGGGAAUGCAAUUCAGAGCAUUCCGACAUACGCCACCGCCGGCGACGUAUUAUCGCAUGAUCUGAAAUGGUGCGCCGAGCAGCUGAACAAAAACGUGUUGUCCCACGACGACACGAUGGUCUGUCGUUUUGUGAAGAACUGGGAGAGCGACCCGCGGUGUUUUCCGUUGGGGAACUUCGACGGAGCAAUGCUGACAAUGGGGAGUUCGCCGAGGUUUCCGAUGUUCGAUAACGAUUUUGGGUGGGGGAAGCCGGUGGCAGUUCGGAGCGGAAGAGCUAAUAAGUUUGACGGUAAAAUUUCAGCGUUUCCGGGGAGGGAAGGCGGUGGUAGCGUUGAUCUUGAGGUGGUGCUGUCGCCGGAAACAAUGGCGGGUAUUGAGUCGGACCCCGAGUUCAUGCAAUAUGUUUCUGGUGGUUGUUGAUAAAUUUGUCAGUAUGUGAAGUACUGUUGUUGUACUUUUGUAAUUUAGUAAGUUCUAGUUGUGGAAAUCCUAAAUUUUAGAUUAAUUUUUAGCUUCCUUUUUGUAUUUCCGUACUAUUCAAGAUUUCACCAAUUUAAAUUCGUAAGAUUAUAUAACAA
Molecule: messenger RNA, 1846 nt
Organism: Lactuca sativa (garden lettuce)
Lineage: Eukaryota; Viridiplantae; Streptophyta; Magnoliopsida; Asterales; Asteraceae
Source: RefSeq, a predicted model, not a curated record